Drosophila busckii is the source of this 5312-nucleotide messenger RNA. RefSeq names its product probable helicase senataxin (gene Setx). The transcript is spliced from 7 exons. NCBI's taxonomy places the organism in Eukaryota, Metazoa, Arthropoda, Insecta, Diptera, Drosophilidae. Gene Ontology annotation, cellular component: nuclear body. Bases 1 to 5202 code for a protein of 1733 amino acids. Gene Ontology annotation, molecular function: helicase activity; transcription termination site sequence-specific DNA binding; protein binding. The record is from RefSeq and is a predicted model, not a curated record. Gene Ontology annotation, biological process: termination of RNA polymerase II transcription.
AUGGCUGGGCUCAACUAUUGGUUCUUGGAGCAUUUGAGUACAGGAAUUAAGCUUGUGCUCGCCGGCUCGGAUAAUACCAUUGGCAGGCACUCCAGCAGUAAAUUCGUCUUGGUAGACUACCAAUUCCUAUCUCGCAUUCACGCUAGAUUCAGUGUGAACGCUAACAAUGAAGUUAGCGUAACAGUUCUGAAUGCCUUGAAUGGCGUCUACGUGAAUACGAAACCUUAUAAGAGCGGCAUGUCAUGUGUGUUAAAUGAUCGCGAUAUCAUUGGCUUGGGUGUGCAUCAGCCACCGGGUGAGCCAGAUAGUGCGUGUCCAGCGGACUUUGCCAUAUUUCGACUUCUGCAACAUUAUACAAAUGCAAGCGAAAUACUCGUUUUAUCGUCUGAUGAGGACGAUAAACAGUCCCAUUCUACUAAGCCAGAUUUGAAGUUAAGGGGCAAGUUAAAAGAGCCUAAAGAUGACAGUAAGAGCGCCGACUCUGACGGGAAGCCCGAAUCUGACAAGAACCCACACUCUGAAAAUAGCCAGCCACGAUGCUUACAUCUACCCAAGCUGCCGGAUGUAAAGCAGGAGCUACUCUCACAAGCAACCAAAGAUAUUGAAAACAUUUUUGGAGAACCCAAUGAAGAGUUAUUGGAGUCGGUGCUACAAAUUAAUCCCUAUGUCUUCAAUCAAUUAAAUAAUAAUAGUAAUAUACCAACGGCUGCGGAGAAAAUCUGCGAUGGUGAUACUAUUGAUUUGCCGGACGACAUGCCAUCAGCACAGCCUGAGCUACUCAAAAAUAAGAAUAUACUAAACAACAAUAGUAAAAAUGAAGAAAAUAUUGCAAUCUCGGAGACCUUGCGACGUGAAAAUAAUAAUAUUAAUAUGGAUACGGCUGCUGAAAAAAUAAGCGUUGAUUUGUCAGGAGCUAUCAUCCGACCACCAGAAAUAAAAGAGAUUAUACUGGACGAUGAAGAUUAUGAUGAAAACUUUGCCAUGUCCCAAGCCUUGCUGCGCGAAAUGAAAGAGGAGCUUGCCGAUGAUGUCAGGGAUGAUCUAAGCGACAAUGAAUUGGACAUGGAUAAUGCACAACCGUUGCAACCCUGGCAAAUCAAAGCAGAAAUUGAUACAGUUAAUGAUGACAUGAUGCCCAUACAAGUAGAGGAGGAUGAGCUUAUAUUGGUUGAUGAUUCGGACGAGGAGGAGCUUAACAGUAAGGUGGCUGACUGGUCAUCCAGGCUGCUCUCACAAAGGAUCAUGUCGCAGAUCUAUGCGCCAGAGCCUGAGAAAGAGGAGGAUCAGCAGCAACCAGAAGCACAGCAGACACCUAAAAUUAGCGAUGGAUAUAAUGCACCAAUAACCAUAAGACACAAAUGUCGUGCCAUGCGCAUUGAGAGCAGCUCUAGCAGUGAAGAGGAAGCAACUAAGAUAACAGGCAGCGGCUUUCCGCAAAAGCUGAAAUUUCGCAAAUCCAACUUGCACCCGAAGUCAAUAAACAAUGAAGCUGAGGCUAUUCGUGGCAACAAAUUGGAAUCGAGCACGUCGACAGAUGAAUCAAUGCCCAAAGAGCAAAUUCGCAGACGACCCAAGACCUUAACCAAAGAGCAGAGCAAAGCAGAAGAGGAAGUAGGAUCCAGCAGUGACGAAACGCCCAAGCAGACAGGCCAAUCGCCGCAAAAGAAAUGUAGAAGCCGCAAGACAACAACCAGCGAAUAUCAAGAAGACAGCUCCAGUCCAGAAUCGUUUCAAAUUCCAAACAGGCGAAAGACUAUAGCAGUAGAGUCUUUACCGGAGAAUGAAGAAACCUCCAGGCCUAAGAAGACACCUAGCAAGCAGACAUCAACGUCACUGCGCAAUCGCAGCCAAUCUGUAUGCGACCGCAGCGUGCUUGGAAACCCAGCCAUUCCAAAGCGUAGUCCUAUUCUAAUAGAUGCGCCACAUUUGACCAAGGGUCGACGUCGCAACACAUUUACCAAAGAGCAGAGCUCAAGCAAAGCAGAAGAGGAAAUAAGCGCCAGGCAGACAGCCCAAACGCCGAAAAAGAAAUGGGGACGCCGCAAGACAACCAGCGAACAUCAAGAAGACGGCUCCAGUCCAGAAACCUAUAAAAUACCAAACAGGCGAAAGACUAUAGCUGUGGAGAAUGAAGAAACCUCCAGUCAUGAACAGACUCCAGUCCAAACAGACAAGCCGACAUCAACGUCACUACGCAAUCGAAGCCAAUCUGUAUGCGACCGCAGUCCCAUGCUUAUCGAUGCACCACAUUUGCCCAGUGGGCGUGGCAAGUACCGCGGCGUUAAUGCAACAAGCAAAGAAACGAUGCGACGCCAGCAGAUUCUGUCUAGACAACGCUCGGCAGACUAUCAGGCUGAGUUAAAAGCCAAAUGGUAUCAAAAGCCCAGCGAGGAGAAAAAGGAAUUGGCAAACAACAAAUUAAAACGGCUCGAGCUGUUAAAAAAACUUAGCGAGAAACCCAAAGCGCCUGCCGCUUCCACUUGCCAGGAGCAGAGCAAAGCGCCUGCAGCUUCCACUUGCCAGGAGCAAACCAAGCGUAGGCACACAGGUGUGCAUGCCUUGGGCACUGGAAACCGCGGCGAGUUUCUUACCAAAGAUGUAAUUGGACCUGCUCCAAAGAAAAAGAAAUUGGAAACAGAGCCCAAGUCUACAACAACCAGCCCGCAAGUGGAAACCUUUUCGCAGCAACUGCAGGCAGCCGAUGCAGCAUUGAUAAGGACCACGCCAGCCACGCAUGCUCCACGUGUGACAGAGCGCAAGGAUGCAGAACGUGCAAGGGCGCAACGCACCUGCAAUCGCGUUACCUUUGCCGAAAUGGAUCGUGAAUUUCAACUGCUUGAGAAUCGUGACAAGGAAUCCAAGAGUUCACGCCAUGUGCGCUUUAAUAAUGUGCCCCAAAUACGAAUAAUUGAACGCUUGCCAAACACACGGCAUGUGCGCAGCAACAAGGAUACUAAGAAGUUAUCCCUUAGCACAUAUCCCGAGCGUCGCGAAUGGGCGCUUGCCUCUGGUAAAAUGGAAAAUUUUGAUCGUCUUAGCAUGGGCAAUAUACUUACCUGGAGCAAUCAGUGGCUACAGCUGGGGACUGUCGACGCUGUGGCUGAGAAAGAAAAGCUUAUGCAUAUACCCACAGAAUUUCGCAGCUUUAAACAGUAUAAAGACAUUAUAACGCCGCUGAUGAAGAUCGAAUUUCUGGCCAGCAUUGAGCGUGAUUAUAAAUUGUCCCAAACCACAUUUAAUGUGGAACUCAAGAGCUACUCCAAAGAUGAUAAAAACGAAUGCUACUGCUUGGUUACCAAAACUCCCAAGCGGCCCGAGAAACGCUUCGAUCUCUACACUGUGAGCAGUGGUAAGAACCUUAAGGAAACCUUUGCUUCUCAUACACAUAUUCUACGAGUUGGCGAUGGCUUUGAGCUGAUCUUUGAGAUACCCCAGAAGGAUAUAACCAUGCAUAUGCUGCAUAUGGCUAAGACGCUCUCAGUACGCCCAGUGGUGGAUAAUUUGCGCGUGGAACUGGGUGCUUUUAAUGCUGUUUAUCGCUUGCAACGCUCUUUGCUCUUCCGACGCAUACUCAAGCCCAGCGAAAAUGUAUUCUAUAUAGAGCCCAAAGAGGCAAUUGGUCCCACGCAGUAUCGUGGCUUUACGCGUCUCAGUGAACAACAAGUGGAUGUAUGCCAGCGCACCUGGAGUCGCCUGAUAGAUGACGCUACGCCAAGUAUAACCCUUAUACAAGGACCACCCGGCACGGGCAAGUCAGCGGUUAUAGCGAAUCUCACGCUGCAGUGCUUGUAUGGUGCAUGCACGCCCAUCUUAGAUCGUAAAGUGCUGAUCUGUGCACAUUCCAAUGCAGCAGUAGAUAAUAUAACGCAGACUCUUUUAAACAUACGAUGCUUAAUGGCGCAUAAUAAAUUUGAAGUACUGCGUUUUGGCAACUUUGAAAGAAUGGAUGCCAAAGUGCGCUGUGUGUCCAUCGAACAGCAUUUAAUACUGGCGCGUGCUCAGAAGCGCAACCGUCUCAGCGCGGAGCAAGUAAUGAAUCUCAAGGAGCAGCAACAGCUGCUGCGUAAUGAGCUGGACGAGCUGAAGCAGCGCGCGGCUCAGGUGAGCUAUGUGCAACAGCAGGUGCGGAACAAGAAACAACAAUUGCGUCGAGUGUGCGACCAGCUGGAUCCACCGAUAACGCCACGCGAGGAACUAGAGCUCAGUCAGAUGCUCGCAAAGCGUGCUAAUGUAGUUUGCACCACGCUCUCCAGCUGUGUUAAGCUAAACCGGAUUGUGGACUACUUUGACGUUUGCAUUGUCGAUGAAGCGACUCAGUGCACUGAGCCCUGGACGCUGCUGCCAUUGUGCUUUGGCGUGCGUGGUUUGGUGUUAGUCGGCGAUACCCAACAGCUGCCGGCAACAGUGCUCUCGCAGAAGGCUAUUGAUUAUGGUUUGGCCAAAUCGAUGUUUGAUCGUAUACAGUGUAAUCUGCGGCAGUAUCUGGACAAGCCAGGCGUGCACAAAACAGUGCACACCAAACUCUUUAAGCUAAGCACCCAGUAUCGUAUGCAUCCAGAGAUUUGCCGUUGGCCCAACAGCUACUUCUAUGAGGAUCAGCUAGUUAAUGCAGACAGCACCAAGCGUCACUUGGCGCCCAUUUUGCCCUACUGUGUCAUAAAUCUAAGCUACACCAGCGAAACCAGCAAUGAACAGACGCGCAGCAUUAGCAACGAUGAGGAGGCACGCUUUGUAUCCAAAUUGCUUCAAGAGCUGGACAAGCACAUGCCCUCUCAACGUUUUAAGUAUGGCCUAAUUUCACCUUAUAGCAAUCAUUGCUAUACGCUAAACCAGCUUAUACCGCCGCACAUGAACAUACGUCCUCAAACUGUGGAUGCCUAUCAGGGGCAAGAGCGUGACAUUAUUAUUUUAUCUAAUGCGCGCACACGUGGCGCUGGCUUCCUGACCAACUAUCAGCGCCUCAAUGUCGCCAUCACACGACCUAAACGCUGUCUCAUCAUUUGCGGAAACUUUGAUGAUCUGCAAUCCGUGGACAUGUGGCGACAUCUUUUAAAUGAUGCACGCCAGCGUCACGUCUACUUUGAUCUGCAGCGCAGCGAUGUAGACAACUUGGAAGCCACGCUUAUAAACAAGCUACUGGUGAAGCCCAUUUCAAUUGACAGCGAUCAGGAUUCCGAUAAACAGCAAAGAUCAAAAGCUUGACCAAAUUACACCCGUGUCAAUUACAUAUAUGACACAUAAGCAUAAGUCUAGUGACUCUAGUAUAAAAAACAUAUAUACAAGGUAUAUAUAAUAUUUACAUAUAACAAUCU